Molecule: messenger RNA, 5172 nt
Organism: Menidia menidia (Atlantic silverside)
Lineage: Eukaryota; Metazoa; Chordata; Actinopteri; Atheriniformes; Atherinopsidae
Source: the annotation of a GenBank genome assembly
CCACCCCCUGACAAGUAUUUAUAUGUGGUCCGUGUUUACAACAAAGUUAGCCUGUUGAAAGUCUUUGUUUUAGUGAAAACUGGACGUCAAAAUGUUUUGGUUGUGUAGCAGCUUAACGUUUUGUCAAAGUCUCUAGCUUUCAGAAAUAUUUGGGCGAGAACAUUUUGCAAGACAGUGUUGAACUUUUUUAGGUCACAGAUUUGUUUUUGUCAGCUGUUUUCUUCCCCUUCACUUGUUAUAGAAGACGAAGCCACAUCUGGAAAUUUCUGCGAAAGAUCAUCUUAAACUUUGAGAGAGUUCCAAUCAAAGGUGGCAGCCAUGGUGUUGAUUCUUGGCAGGAGAAUGACCAGGGAGCACACUGGAAACGGAGACUCACCAGCUGUCAAACGCAAGGUGUUUGACUCCAAAACGUUAGGUAGUCCGGAUGUUCUGGACUUCAGCUCUGGCUCGUCGCAUUUAGAGGGCAUCUUGCAGGUGUUGAAUGAGUUUCGUGACAGCCGGCUUUUCACCGAUGUCGUCAUCUGUGUACAAGGCCGCGAGUUCCCCUGUCACCGGGCUGUUCUCUCAGCCUGCUCCUCUUACUUCAGAGCCAUGUUCUGCAACGACCACCGCGAGAGCCGUGAAAUGCUGGUUGAGAUCAACGGCAUUCUGGCUGAGGCCAUGGAGUCCUUCCUCAACUACGUUUACACUGGCCGCGCCAAGAUCACCACAGAGAAUGUCCAGUUCCUUUUCGAGACUUCAAGCCUUUUCCAAAUCACCACACUGCGCGACGCUUGUGCAAAGUUCCUCGAAGACCAGCUGGACCCCUGCAAUUGCCUGGGCAUCCAGCGCUUUGCAGAUGCCCACUCUCUGAAGCAGCUGGCCAGCCGCUGCCGCAGCUACGGCCUGGCCAACUUCACAGAGGUCUCUCAGCACGAGGAGUUCCUUGACCUGCGUAAAGAGGAGCUGGAAGAGUACAUUAGCAGCGACGAGCUGUCUGUUGGUAAGGAGGAGGUGGUGUUUGAGGCCGUCAUGCGCUGGAUCUACCACCUUGUGGACAGCAGGAGGCCCAUGCUGAAGGCUUUGCUGCUCCAUGUCCGCCUACCCCUGCUCCACCCCAACUACUUCGUGCAGACGGUGGAAGGAGACCAACUCAUCCAGAAUGCCCCAGAAUGCUACCAUCUUCUCCACGAGGCCAGGCGCUACCACGUGCUGGGAAAUGAAAUGAUGUCACCGAGAACUUGUCCACGCAGGUCAACUGGCUACUCUGAGGUCAUUGUGGUGGUGGGUGGAUGUGAGCGGGUAGGGGGCUUCAACCUGCCCUACACUGAAUGCUACGAUCCAGUCACAGGAGAAUGGAAAUCACUGGCAAAACUCCCAGAGUUCACCAAGUCAGAGUAUGCCGUCUGUGCCCUGCGCAAUGACAUCCUGGUGUCAGGUGGUCGUAUCAACAGCAGGGAUGUGUGGAUGUACAACUCCCAGCUCAACCUGUGGAUCAGAGUGGCUUCACUUAACAAAGGUCGCUGGAGACACAAGAUGGGUGUCCUUCUGGGCAAGGUUUAUGCUGUUGGUGGCUAUGAUGGCCAGAGCCGCCUGAGUAGUGUGGAGUGCUACGACUCCUUCUCAAACCGCUGGACGGAAGUGGCUCCAAUGAAAGAGGCAGUCAGCUCUCCAGCUGUGGCCAGCUGUGCCGGCAAGCUUUUCGUGAUAGGAGGAGGACCGGACGAUGAAACCUGUUCAGACAAGGUUCAGUGCUAUGAUCCUGAGACAAACAUGUGGUUACUACGGGCCAACAUCCCCAUUGCCAAGCGUUGUAUCACAGCAGUGUCCCUCAACAACCUGAUCUAUGUGUGCGGCGGUCUCACCAAGUCCGUUUACUGCUACGACCCUGCAGAGGACUACUGGAUGCACGUUGUUCAGACCUUCAGCAAACAGGAGAGCUGUGGCAUGUCAGUGUGUAACGGGAAGAUCUUCAUCCUUGGUGGCCGGGAGGAAAACGGGGACGCCACAGACACCAUCUUGUGUUACAACCCGGGAACAGGCAUAAUCACAGGAGUGGCGGCCAUGCCGCGACCCAUCUCUUACCAUGGCUGCGUAACCAUUCACCGCUACAACGACAAGUACUUUAAGCCAUGACUGUAAACACACGAAUGGACACAGACUUUCAUAUGUGAGGACACACUAAGGAACCUAAACUCUGUACACUAGCACACACACAUUUCUUUUUUAUGUGACACAAUACUACUUUAGUCAAAGGAACCAGGGAGCUUAAAUAUCUCCUUACUGCAUCAUGUAGUCAUGUAGCAGCAUUCUGUGUUGCUGUCAAUACUUUUUUUUUGUUUUUUACUGUAAAUACCCAUCUAUGUAAAUGCUCUUUAGAUAAUAAUGCUCAUCAUGUUUGAGUUUGGUGUAGCGCAAUGAUGGGAAAAAAUGCAAAUAUGACUGCACUACUUGAGGAAAAACACGCUAACCUGUUGAUUAACAUAAUUUAAUGCAUACUUUGACUGUAAGUACUUUACAGUUUAGCCUAAUGGUAACCUGUUGGUGACGUUGACUGACCUUACUACCUUUGUAAUGGCCAAAGUGAAAAGUCAAACUACAGAAAUGUGUUUCUUUGCACAGUGGUGAUUUAUUGGGCUAAUUAUGUAAUCACUUUAAUGAUUGAGAUAUGGCUUCUGAUAAAAAUAAAUUAAUGACAGGUUACCAACUUCCCAACACUGUGCAAAGCUAACUUGCUCUGACCUCAUUGAGGAGAGAGAUGAAGCGAUUAUGGACUGCGGUGAUUAGCAUCAACCUAAAAAAUACCAUUGAAAGCAAAGAUUGCUCUGGCACCUGGAUAUUCAUACAGACCUGUUUUGUCAGACAGAUGAGCAGCCAGGUCAGGUUUCUAUCCCUCUGCAAAUAUGUCCAUACUUUAGGACACUUUAGUGCCCCCCUCAUUCGCAUCAUUUUCAUCUCUCAUUGAUUCUUACAAUGACCUGAUGAAAAUGUGGUGAGCAGUCAGCCAGCUGCUCUUCCACAUUAUCAGUUCUCAUAUUUAUAUCUCACCCGUCAAACUAAUGGAAAUUUAAGAGAAGAGUUGAAUAGCUAAGGCUGUAGAACAUUAUUGGAAUAUAGUCACCGUUAUCUCAUCUCCGUUGUUGGCACUUUUCCUCAAAGGUUCCGCUUCCCUGAAUCAUCACCUCACUUUAAAAAAAGAUCUAAUAUACCUUUUUCUUCAUUAUUAUUAUAUUGAAAAUAUUUUUUUGCAAGUUUCUUCAUAAAAAUUGGUUUUAAGUUAUAUUUUUCUGUUUUGUCAGUAUAUUUCUGUAGUUGGAUGUUGUUGUAUUCUACAAAGCUUCAGUCGGUUUGAUGUCUGUUUAUUGGUGUACCGUUGGGCUUGUGGAGGGUUUUUUUUUUAAUGUGAGAAGCCUUUGUAGAUCAAACUCAAAGACUGCUCUGAAUAAGUGGUGUGUGUGUUUGUAUGUGACUGUUAUGACAUGGUCUGAAUGCCUUGGAGCCAAGCAGGUUUAGCAAAGAGCUGUAGUUAAAGAUCCCCUGUUCGUCGAACCCUUUUCUGAUGCUGGCACCUUCCACCUGAACAUGGACAUGUAACAUUGUAACUCGGGGUAAACACGUAUACCUCCAGGUGCGUAUGUCUGUAUGUGUGUUACUGGUGUUUACAGCAAAGGUGCACACCACUGCCAUACCUCACACAGUGCAGUUAAAGGUUCUUAAUGACAGCAGUAUGAGAUGCUGUGGCUCACGGUCAGUAAGAUCACUUUUUAAAAAUGUUUUUUACAGUAGUUGGUUUUGAUAGAUUAGUAAAAUAGCUGUGAAUAUAACUAAUAUGUUUUCUUUUUGUAUGUAAAUGCAUCUUUUUAAGCUUGCAUAAUAUUUGUGUAACUUAGAGCCCAUAUUAUGCACUUUGACAGAGUCCUGUUAAAUGUAGAAUCAUGAUUACAAUUUCCUUGUUUCGUUAUAACAGUAAAUGCUCUUAGCUACCGGAGACAGAAGAAAAGGCCUGUCAGCUCCUCCUGUUGGCCGCUAGCCUGCCAACCUGUCUCAUCCUAGAAAAACAGGACCAGGAGAGAACGCUGAUUGUGUUUCCUUUUUCACAGAAAAGGUGGAGGUAUUUUGGCAUACGGCAUCUGCCCGGUGCUUUUUAGACCGAUUAGUUGACUAGUCUGGUCUGGCAUCACAUGCUUCUUUCAGAAAAACAUCAGGAGGAUGAAGUAAGAGCAAGAAAGUUGUAACACAAAAGGAGUAAAAAGUUAGUGAGAAACGGGGACUCAGAGUGUGUGCGUGUCUGUGAUUUUACUGAUUUGCUCUCUAGGGGACAUAAAAACUGUCCUCUUAUGCUGAUUAUCGUUUUUUUUCCCAUUAUUGGCAAUGUAUUGACUUUCAUUUAUUGUGUUCUUUUGAUAAGACUGUCCACAGUUUCUCCACAUUUGCUUUAUUUUUCUUUUCUUCUGGCAGUUGUGUUCAGUUGUGGGAUUGUGUGUUGCUGAGAUAUUUUAAUCAAAACAUGUAAAUGGAAUGUAACAAAUAUAAUGUGGAAAAGCAGAGAACUAAAGGUUAAAACAGUUACAUGAAUGUAGAUAUCAUUCAAAGUGGAUAUGAUUAUGUCCCAAAGGUCAUUUUAAUCCCAUAAUGUCAUAUUCAUCAUAUUUGAUACAUACAGUUUCUGAAAUGUUUAGCAUCUGAGACAUUUUGUAUCAUUUAAUGGUAAAAACAUUGCUCAAAACCCUGUUGUCCACAAUCAGAUAUACUUUAUAACAGUGGGCAGAAGUCUACAAGGCUAUAAUUUGGACUUAUUACACAGUAAUAAAUGAUGAAUAUUCAAAAAUGAUUUAUUUUUUCAUAUUUUGUUAAUGGGCCAAGUAGAGACUUCAAACAACAACAAAAAAUAUUUAUUUUUUUGUAGAUCAGGCUCUAUAGGGUUAAAAAAAACAAGGUUAUAUUCUUUAACCUGUUAACUGCCGUUUUGUUUUCCUUAAAAAAGAGAAAAUAAGAAGAAAUUUGCAAAUAAAGGAGGCCCUUUUCAUAUAAAUCUAUAUCAUGUGUAUGGUGUAUUUGUGUAACAUCUCUUUCCCCUUCAAUGCUCUUUGUUAAUCUAUGCAAAAAUCUUUGGAUUUAUGGAAAACUGCAGUAUGUUGAAAUGUAAUGGAUGACUUUUGUAUGAGGAAAAUCAAUAAAGUUUUUCUUUCUGUA